AUGGCGCCAAACCGCAUCGAGCAAGACGAGAUCGAGAAGUACUGGGAGAUAUUCAGUUCGCUCAGCAAUGGCGGCACCCACCUCGACGGCGCGCAGGCAGCGCCUGUCCUCAAAAACUCACAUUUGCGCGAUGACCAGCUGGAGAGGGUGUGGGACCUGGCGGAUGUGGACAACGAUGGCAAGCUCGACUUUGAGGAGUUCUGUGUUGCCAUGAGACUCAUCUUUGACUUGAUCAAUGGGAUAUCGGUCGAUGUACCCAAAGUCCUCCCCGACUGGCUUGUCCCCGAAUCAAAAGCCCAUCUCGUGCAAGCCACGCGCGCCCUCUCCGGCUCCCAGCCCGCCUACGAGACCGUCCACGACGACGACGAUACCCCCGGUCUGCGCGACGGCUUCGACUGGUACAUGUCGCCGUCCGACAAGGCCAAGUACGAGGAAAUCUACACGGCGAACCGCGACGGCCACGGCAACAUUACCUUCGAUAGCUUAGCCGGCCUAUUCGAGAGCUUAGACAAUGUUCCAGACUCGGACGUGCGAUUUGCGUGGAACUUGGUAAACCCAAAAGCAAGAGAAAGCGUGGGCAAGGACGCCGCACUAGCCUUCCUCCACAUACUCAACCAGCGCAGCGAAGGCUUCCGCGUACCUCGCAGCGUGCCACCCAGCCUACGGGCUAGCUUCGAGAAAGCCCACAUCGACUACGACAUUGAAUCAAACGCAAACUCACGAUGGGCCGCCACACGCGACGAGAACACCGCCACGGGUCGCAAAGCCAAGUUUGGCGACGCAUACCUCACACGUCUGGGUGUCGGCGACCGUGCCGCAAACUACGGUGCGCGAGGAGGCAAAGGCACAGAUUUCGGCGGUCGCACAACAGAAGACUGGGAGGAAGUCCGGCUGAAGAAACAACUGCGCGAGCUCGAGCAGAAGAUUGCCGACGUCGAGAAGGAGGCGGAGAACAGACGGCAUGGCAGGAGCAAGGAUAGUAAGCCUGCCCUCGUUAAGCGCGAGCUGGAGCUCUUGCUUGAUUACAAGAGGAACGUAUUGAAGGAUUUGGACAAUGAUGAGGGUGGCGCGGUCAAGGGGCUUGGUGGAAUCAGGGACGAGAUUGAGACGGUUAGGGAACAGGUUGAGGGAUUGCAGGGACAUCUCGACAACAGGAAGAGUGUCUUGGAGGAUCUGAGGAGGCAGAUUGAUGAUGAGAAGGCGAGGUGA
Molecule: messenger RNA, 1209 nt
Organism: Alternaria postmessia
Lineage: Eukaryota; Fungi; Ascomycota; Dothideomycetes; Pleosporales; Pleosporaceae
Gene: END3
Product: endocytosis defective- protein
Exons: 2
Coding region: 1-1209 (402 amino acids)
Biological process (GO): actin filament organization; endosomal transport; endocytosis
Cellular component (GO): plasma membrane; cytoplasm
Molecular function (GO): calcium ion binding; protein binding
Source: RefSeq, a predicted model, not a curated record